This is a messenger RNA of Sclerotinia borealis F-4128, 936 nucleotides long. The record is from the annotation of a GenBank genome assembly. Lineage: Eukaryota; Fungi; Ascomycota; Leotiomycetes; Helotiales; Sclerotiniaceae.
AUGAAGACGAUAAGAUGGAUAGAUGGAGAUGGAGAUUGUGGUAAAGUCGUGGUGGUUGUACUCGAUACCACUGUCACUGACGUUGCCGUUGUCGUUGCCAAAGGGAAUGUUAAGGUUAUGAAACGAGCCACUAAAGUGGCUAUCAUUGCGAUAGUACUCUUUUUCAAUCUUCUUUUCAUAUUUUUUCAUUUGCGCAAUCUCUUCACGGUUUUCGAUAUCGUAGGCGCAUCAAUUGAUGGAUACAUUCCUAGGCCGGUGAAGGAAGGUCAAGAUAGAGCUGUUGUGAUUCCACAUAUGCAAUCUGAAGAUAUAUCAUGGGUUGAGGAAUAUUUACCCGAUUGGCAAUCAUUUAUCUACUCGGUUGAUAACCCAGAUGCCGAACUCCACACGCCGAAUAAAGGCCAUGAGUCAAUAGUAUACCUCACCUACAUCGUCGACAACUACGACAAACUCCCCUCCACAAUCGCCUUCUUGCACGCCCACCAAUACGGCUGGUGGAAUGCAUGGCACACGGACGUACCUGGACACGACAAUGUUGUAUCACUCAACACCCUCAAUCUCGAUUUCGUACAACAGCAAGGCUAUGUGAAUCUCCGCUGUGCGCUAAAGCCCGGCUGCAUAUCAUCGGAACUGGCCCACAACACACAUGUCGAUGCGGAGAUAUGGAGCCAAGUAUUCGGGAACGAAACGCAGGUACCCGAUGAAAUUGGUGCGACGUGUUGUGCGCAAUUUGCGGUGUCUAGAUGGCAGGUGUUAAGAAGAAAGAGGGAAGAGUAUAUCCAUUAUCGGGAUUGGGUGCUGCAAACUGAGCUGCCGGAUCGGAAGAGCGGGAGGGUCAUGGAGUAUCUUUGGCAUAUCAUUUUUGGGAAGGAUGCUGUGCAUUGUCCGGAUCCAGAACAAUGCUAUUGUGAUGUAUAUGGAAGAUGUGAUGAUUGA